CACAACAAGUAAGCCCAGAUCAGAGGCAUCUCUUCGACGAGAGCAGAGGAUGGAGCUCAAGGAAGACCAACAAAGACAAUCAGAAUGUGCAGAGGCUUUGUUGGAUCUCCUGCAGACAACCGAGAGCCCAGAACCGACACAGCCCCCGUCUGACAGCCCACAACCAGAGGACACCAGUGGGAUAUUAAAUGACCAACAAGAUGCAGGAUGCCAGACUGAUUUAACGAUGGAGGACAUCGAGAGGAUGGAGGAUGUUCUGAGACAGAACACAACAGAGCUGGGAGAUCUUCGGACAAAGGCACUGGACACAAAGUUCAACCAGGAGUCCUUUGAGAACAACGAAGAGAAGACAAAGUUUUACACCGGGCUCCCCAACUUCUUAGUUUUACUUCAGGUUUUUCAACUGUGCGAGCCCUACAUCACCUGUGGCCCUAUGUCUGUGCUCUCCAAAUUUGAACAGUUCAUUUUAGUUUUGCUGAGGCUGAGACUAAAUCUCCCUCUGAAAGAUUUGGCUUUCAGGUUCAACAUCUCUCUCUCCACUGCUUCUAGAAUUUGGCAUAAGUUAAUUGACAUACUUCAUGAGAGUACAGAAUUUAUAAUUGAGUGGCCAGAGCGACAUGUACUUCAAGCUACAAUGCCAAUGGGAUUCAGACAGGCAUUUGGAUGUAGAGUUGCUGUGAUUGUUGACUGUUUUGAAGUUUUUAUUGAGAGGCCCUCUAAUUUACUAGCUAGAGCACAAACAUGGUCCAACUACAAGCAUCACCAUACU
Messenger RNA from Notothenia coriiceps (black rockcod), 769 nucleotides. RefSeq lists its product as uncharacterized. The annotation marks the transcript as partial. The transcript has 2 exons. NCBI's taxonomy places the organism in Eukaryota, Metazoa, Chordata, Actinopteri, Perciformes, Nototheniidae. The record is from RefSeq and is a predicted model, not a curated record.